Messenger RNA from Molossus molossus (Pallas's mastiff bat), 4138 nucleotides. It is a transcript of the gene SNX18, whose product is annotated as sorting nexin 18. Gene Ontology annotation, biological process: mitotic cell cycle; protein transport; endocytosis. Bases 12 to 1907 code for a protein of 631 amino acids. The record is from RefSeq and is a predicted model, not a curated record. Gene Ontology annotation, molecular function: protein binding; phosphatidylinositol binding. NCBI's taxonomy places the organism in Eukaryota, Metazoa, Chordata, Mammalia, Chiroptera, Molossidae. Gene Ontology annotation, cellular component: cytoplasmic vesicle; plasma membrane. The transcript is spliced from 2 exons.
UCGGCGGGACCAUGGCGCUGCGCGCCCGGGCGCUGUACGACUUCAGGUCGGAGAACCCGGGCGAGAUCUCGCUGCGGGAGCACGAGGUGCUGAGCCUGUGCAGCGAGCAGGACAUCGAGGGCUGGUUCGAGGGCAUCAAUAGCCGCGGCGACCGCGGCCUCUUCCCGGCCUCCUACGUGCAGGUGAUCCGCGCCCCGGAGCCCGGCCCCGCGGCGGACGGCGGCCUCGGCGCCCCGGCCCGCUACGCCAAUGUGCCACCCGGCGGCCUCGAGCCCCUGCCCGCCGCGCCGCCCGCCGCCUUCCAGCCUCCGGGCACCUUCCAGCCCCCGGGCGCCUUCCAGCCUCCGGGCACCUUCCAGCCCCCGGGCGCCUUCCAGCCUCCGGGCGCCUUCCAGCCCCCAGGCCCCGGCCUCCCGUACGCCGGCGGCGCCUCGCAGCCGUCGCCCCAGCAGCUCUACGGCGGCGGCUACCAAGCCAGCCAGGGCAGCGACGACGACUGGGACGACGAGUGGGACGACAGCUCCACGGUGGCCGACGAGCCGGGCGCGCUGGGCAGCGGCGCGUACCCGGACCUGGACGGCUCGUCGUCAGCGGGGGGCGCCGGCCGCUACCGCCUGUCCACGCGCUCCGACCUGUCGCUGGGCUCCCGCGGCGGCCCGGCGCCCGCGCAGCACCAGCCGUCGGGCGCGAAGAGCUCAGCCACCGUGAGCCGCAACCUGAACCGCUUCUCCACCUUCGUCAAGUCGGGCGGGGAGGCCUUCGUGCUGGGCGAGGCGUCGGGCUUCGUCAAGGACGGCGACAAGCUGUGCGUGGUGCUGGGGCCCUACGGCCCCGAGUGGCAGGAGAACCCCUACCCCUUCCAGUGCACCAUCGACGACCCCACCAAGCAGACCAAGUUCAAGGGCAUGAAGAGCUACAUCUCCUACAAGCUGGUGCCCACGCACACGCAGGUGCCGGUGCACCGGCGCUACAAGCACUUCGACUGGCUGUACGCGCGCCUGGCCGAGAAGUUCCCGGUCAUCUCGGUGCCCCACCUGCCCGAGAAGCAGGCCACCGGCCGCUUCGAGGAGGACUUCAUCUCCAAGCGCAGGAAGGGCCUCAUCUGGUGGAUGAACCACAUGGCCAGCCACCCGGUGCUGGCGCAGUGCGACGUCUUCCAGCACUUCCUGACCUGCCCCAGCGGCACGGACGAGAAGGCCUGGAAGCAGGGCAAGAGGAAGGCCGAGCGCGACGAGAUGGUGGGCGCCAACUUCUUCCUGACGCUGAGCACGCCGCCCGCCGCCGCGCUGGACCUGCAGGAGGUGGAGAGUCGCAUCGACGGCUUCAAGAGCUUCACCAAGAAGAUGGACGACAGCGCGCUGCAGCUCAACCACACGGCCACCGAGUUCGCGCGCAAGCAGGUCACGGGCUUCAAGAAGGAGUACCAGAAGGUGGGCCAGUCCCUGCGCCACCUCAGCCAGGCCUUCGAGCUGGACCAGCAGGCCUUUUCGGCCGGCCUGAACCAGGCCAUCGCCUUCACCGGAGACGCCUACGACGCCAUCGGCGAGCUCUUCGCGGAGCAGCCCAGGCAGGACCUGGACCCCGUCAUGGACCUGCUAGCGCUGUACCAGGGCCACCUGGCCAACUUCCCCGACAUCAUCCACGUGCAGAAAGGAGCUCUUACCAAAGUGAAGGAGAGCCGGCGCCACGUGGAGGAGGGGAAGAUGGAGGUCCAGAAGGCGGACGGCAUCCAGGACCGCUGCAACACCAUCUCCUUCGCCACCUUGGCCGAGAUCCACCACUUCCACCAGAUCCGAGUGAGAGACUUCAAAUCACAGAUGCAGCAUUUCUUACAACAACAGAUAAUAUUUUUCCAAAAAGUGACGCAGAAGUUGGAAGAAGCUCUUCACAAAUAUGAUGGUGUUUAAUGACUGGACAUCGGAUUGUGGGCUUUUCCAGUGCAAGAGCAAUCCCUGCAGCAGAACGAACCUGCUGCCAAAGAGCCAUUGCCAGCGGCCAGCGGUGCAAGGCCGGGUCUGUGCUGAGCCCGGGCCGGUGUAUACUUCGUAGGGGGACAGUCAGUGGUCACGUAGUAGAGACAGUACCGCACAUGUAACUAAGUUGUACUAUGUAUGCCUACACUACCAUUGUAACUUUUGGAAUAAUGAUUAUACUAUUUGCCUUAUUGCUUUUGGAAGGAUGGGUAUUUCAGUGCGUACGGGGUAGACCUCAGGACCGUGCGGGUCUUGGAGAGCCGGCGGGGCACAGCCUGCUCCGAUGCCUUCCCCCUCACAUGUAGGGCUCCCGAAAUUCAGCCUGUUCUCUGUUUACAAACUCCAACUAGAGCAGCUAUGCGACUUUGUGCCUUUAGACUCUUGGUUUUUCAUUUCUCCCCCUGACCUUCUUUUAAGUAACCACAGCUUUCUGAUUGAAAGAGCGAAAGGCCAGUGCACACAGGGGCAGACUGCUGGUAACCGCACGUGGGCGCGGGCGGCGCGGGGGCGGCUGGCACCGCUGGCAGGCUGUCUCCUGUCCUGUGAGCGCAGCAGAGGGGCCUGAGCUGGUCCGGGACUUGACGCCCGGUAGGGGAGGAGGUGGUGCUGCUGUGUUCCCCUGAUGCUCCGGUGAGGCAGCCCCGCACUCCAGUGUCCUGGAGACCCGGUGCGCAGGGUCCCAUGAGCAGUCUCACCGCGCGGACAGCAGGAGGCUAGGCAGUCAGGGUCGCAGUAGACUCGGGGAGCAACUCGGCUCUGCUCCCCAGGAGGGUGUCCUUCUCUGUUCCUUUAGCUUGAAGGUUUUCUUUUCUACUUCAGUGUGAUUUUUAAAUGGAUCUACACUGUUAACCGAUCGAGACUCCACUGUGAUUCACUCGUUUACUUACUCAAACACUUUUCAGGGAUGUGUGUGCAAGUCAGUGUUCCACGGGAUGAGAAGUAGUGCUGAUCUGAGGAGGGACCACAAGCAAGUUCUGCCAUUCCAGACGCCGAAGUCACUGUCUGAGUGCUGAUAGCCCCCAGGACAUUGGACCUUAAAACGAUCCUAAAUGUAUUCUUUUAUUAUUGUAAGGGAAAUACAAUGGCUGAUAAAUACCAAAAAGAGUCAUAAAGCAGCUUCAUUUAAAAAGCACAAAGAGAUUCUGGCUUGAAAUGCCAAAAUCUCAAUGUUUCUCAUAGUUGCUGAGCUAAAUAAUGUGAUUCUUGAGUUUACAGAUGUAAAGUUGUCACUGAAAGGUUCAAGUAUCUACUGUUUCUAUGAAGCGAGACUUAAGCCGCCUCAGAAAGCCCUGGGCUUUGCAAGGGUAGCUCGGAAGCGAAGGGGUCAGUGUGAAAUACUGGUGAGUCUCACUGAUGAAGGAAAAGGGUAGUGAUUGAAGCGGUUACUCAACAGCACACUUACUCUUGAAAGUAAUCUCACAUGGGUUGAAUUUUUAAGAUCUGGGUAUCAUAAUUUUGAUCAAAAUGUUGUCCCUUCGAUCACUUCGAGCCAGAUUCAACAUCACGCUCUGCUCCAGACGGGGACUGGAGCCAAACGCAUUGUUCUCUAAAAAGUCAUCUUCUCUUAUGGAUUGCAAAAUGUCGUUUGAUAAACAAAAUCCAUAUGUGUAUAAAUGUUAAUUUUAUGGCAGAAGUUUUCAGAUGAUAAUUAUAGCAUUUAAGUUUGGAUCUAUAUUGGACAAAUAAGCACUAUGCUUUUCAAAUGAUUUGAAAAUCAGUUUUAUUUGCCUCUUUAUUUUGAUGAUGGUUUGAUUUUUUUUUUUUUUUAAGUAAAAUCACAAAACUUGUGCUCUGACAGCGUGGAAAGGAUCGGAAGUGUCUGACGCGUGGGCUUGGGCCAGGGUGGCCAUAGCUCACGUCAUGGGAACUGAAGCCGGGGGUGCGGCUCCUGGUGCUGGCCCCAGAGGGAACUCCGUUCCUCGGGAAGACGACAGUGCAGUGCCUCUGCCUCGGGAGGUUUCAGUGGGCCCCCGGGGUGGCCGCCAGGGUUCUGUUCAUGUUCACCCAAGAUCUUUCCUUCUCUAACGUUCUUGGUCCCGUUGAGACAUUUCAGUAUAUGAAAAUACUGCAAUGUUAAUGCCCAAGAGAAAAAGCCAUCAUAAUGUAUAUGCUGGUGAUGAAGAUCAGUGUGGUACAAUUUUUUAAAAAUAAACUGUCAUGCCCUU